CCGUUAUUUGACAUUUCCCUACGCCCAAAACAUGCAACUUUCUUCAUUAUUACCCCAAAUUUCCCAUACUUUCGGAUUUCCUUCUCAUGGUCUAUCAUUUCCUGGUUGUAGAAACUCAGUUUCUUGCCAACUGUGCUUCGAGCAGCCCACCAAAUCUUACAGCUUUCAUCUGAAUUUAUUCUCUUAGGUACUAAUCACUUGAUGCGACAAAUGGAUUCAAUGAUGAACUCAAUGAUGGACCCUUUUGCAAGUAUGAUGUCUAUGCAUCACCAAAUGAUGGGCAUUCAACCUCCUCCUCAACAACGUCACCCUGCUGGCGCAAUGGUUCCUUUUGGAGGAAUGCCUGGAUUCCCUAUGGGCAUGGGCAUGAGUAUGGAUCCAUUUGGAAUGCCAUCAGUAGGGCAAAUGUUUCAGAGCUUUGGGCAGCCUGGAUUUGGAGCAAGCCCCAUGUACAGCAGCAGUUCUGUGAUGACAAUGACAACUGGCCCAGAUGGGCAACCACAGGUCUAUCAAGCUUCAACUACCACUCGCACAGCUCCAGGAGGUGUAAGGGAAGUUCAACGUAGUGUAAGCGAUUCACGCAGUGGAGUUCGUAAAAUGGCUGUUGGGCGACAUUUAGGAGAGCGAGGCCAUGUUGUCGAAAAAGAGCAAAAUUGCUACACAGGGGACUCCGAACAAAGAGAAGAUUUCAUCAACAUUGAAGAAGAGGAAGCUCACCAAUUUGACGAGGAGUGGCAAAGGAGAGCUCGUUCUCACCAUCACCAAGGCAUGCACGGCCAAUCUCGCAUUGAAAUGUCACGUCCUCAUCAUCAUAAUAAUCAUCAUAAUAAUCAUCAUAAUAAUCAUCAUCAAUCCAAUUCUUCCAACUACAUGGGAGCACCUUUAGCUAUUACUGCUGGUCCUAGCCAUGAAAUUGAUCCGCCCAGGUCUCGUCACUCAACCAAUUCACGCGGUGUUGGCCCCGAUCGGAAUGCAAGGAAGAGAGACGGCCAUCGUACUGGAAAGAGCCGCCACGAGACCUCAAUGUAAAUAUCCUAUAGGAAAUCGUUUUCAGAGGAAAAUCAAAUCACAAUUCAAUAAAGCUCCAAAAUCGCCAAGUUCGACAUGCACGUAUUUUCCUGCAACAUGUCCCACCCCUCCUCCCAAUGAAGUGUUAAGCGUAUUCUUUCCUUUUGUCUGGCUUCUCUAUUUUACCCUUAACACCAGUUUUGUUAUUUUAGAAUCUCACUACCAUCGUACGGUGAAAUGAAGAAAUCUCCACGUAACCCUUUUAGUCACAUAAAAAUAGACGAACACAAAAUUCGUGGUCGGUGUUGGAAAUACAAGAACACACAACUGAA
Molecule: messenger RNA, 1340 nt
Organism: Daphnia pulicaria
Lineage: Eukaryota; Metazoa; Arthropoda; Branchiopoda; Diplostraca; Daphniidae
Gene: Mlf
Product: myeloid leukemia factor-like
Exons: 6
Coding region: 202-1029 (275 amino acids)
Biological process (GO): regulation of DNA-templated transcription
Cellular component (GO): nucleus; cytoplasm
Source: RefSeq, a predicted model, not a curated record